AUGGAAGCCGCCCGCCUGCUGCCCAGCUUCGCUCUGUGUCUGCAGCUACUGGUUCUCUGCUGUCAAACUCAGGGGGAGAAUCACCCGUCUCCUAAUUUUAACCAGUACGUGAGGGACCAGGGUGCGAUGACCGACCAGCUGAGCAGGCGGCAGAUCCGUGAGUACCAGCUCUACAGCCGGACCAGCGGCAAGCACGUGCAGGUCACCGGGCGUCGUAUCUCCGCCACCGCUGAGGACGGCAACAAGUUCGCCAAGCUCAUCGUGGAGACAGACACCUUUGGGAGCCGGGUGCGCAUCAAGGGGGCUGAGAGUGAGAAAUACAUCUGCAUGAACAAGAGGGGCAAGCUCAUUGGGAAGCCCAGCGGGAAAAGCAAAGACUGUGUGUUCACGGAGAUCGUGCUGGAAAACAACUACACAGCUUUCCAGAACGCCAGGCACGAGGGCUGGUUCAUGGCCUUCACGCGGCAGGGCCGGCCCCGCCAGGCCUCACGCAGCCGUCAGAACCAGCGCGAGGCUCACUUCAUCAAGCGCCUCUACGAGGGCCAGCUGCCCUUUCCCAACCAAGUGGAGAGGCAGAAGCAGUUCGAGUUUGUGGGCUCAGCCCCCACCCGCCGGACCAAGCGCACUCGGAGGCCGCAGCCCCUGACAUAG
Phyllostomus hastatus (greater spear-nosed bat) is the source of this 651-nucleotide messenger RNA. It is a transcript of the gene FGF17, whose product is annotated as fibroblast growth factor 17. NCBI's taxonomy places the organism in Eukaryota, Metazoa, Chordata, Mammalia, Chiroptera, Phyllostomidae. The coding region runs from base 1 to 651 and encodes 216 amino acids. Gene Ontology annotation, biological process: positive regulation of cell population proliferation; positive regulation of gene expression; cell differentiation. Gene Ontology annotation, cellular component: cytoplasm. The transcript is spliced from 5 exons. The record is from RefSeq and is a predicted model, not a curated record. Gene Ontology annotation, molecular function: type 1 fibroblast growth factor receptor binding; type 2 fibroblast growth factor receptor binding; growth factor activity.